Molecule: messenger RNA, 1502 nt
Organism: Phoenix dactylifera (date palm)
Lineage: Eukaryota; Viridiplantae; Streptophyta; Magnoliopsida; Arecales; Arecaceae
Product: very-long-chain aldehyde decarbonylase GL1-10-like
Biological process (GO): lipid biosynthetic process
Molecular function (GO): iron ion binding; oxidoreductase activity
Source: RefSeq, a predicted model, not a curated record
AAUAUCGCAUUCCGCCCCCUCACCCCGUCCGCUUUCUUCUCCGCCCCGUCCGCCUUCCUCAGAUUCGGCGGCCCGGUCUCCGGUGGCGCGCCGACCCCACCGACAUUACCUCGUACCGAUUAUAAAUAUUUCGUGGGACUUCUCCGCACUCCUGCCCCCCCGUUCCCUUCCUCCGCCGCCUCCGGAGAUGCUGCUGUACGAGACGAUCGCUGCCGCGGAAGCGGCGCUGGGGCGUAAUCUGACCGCCGCCGAGGCCCUCUGGUUCCGCUACUCCGCCCAGAUGCCCGACUACCUCCUCUACUCCCACAACCUCAUUUUCCUCUUCAUCGUCUUCACUCUCGUACCCCUUCCCCUCGCCCUCCUGGAGCUCCGCCUCCCCUCCACCCUAGUCCCCUACAAGCUCCAGCCUAAGGUCCAACUCCCCCCGGCCUCCUUCUUCAAGUGCUACAAGGACGUCAUGCGCGCCUUCCUCCUCGUCGUCGGGCCUCUCCAGCUCUUCUCCUACCCCUCCAUCAAGUUUGUUGGGAUACGGACGGGGCUGCCGCUGCCGUCGGCGGCGGAGAUGGCGGCGCAGUUGGUGGUGUACUUCUUGGUGGAGGACUACGGGAACUACUGGAUCCACCGUCUGCUGCACGGGCGGUGGGGGUACGAGAAGAUCCACCGCGUCCACCACGAGUUCACGGCGCCGAUGGGAUUCGCCGCGCCCUACGCCCAUUGGGCCGAGGUCCUCAUCCUCGGGAUCCCCUCCUUCGUCGGCCCCGCCAUCGCCCCGGGCCACAUGAUCACCUUCUGGCUCUGGAUCAUUCUCCGCCAGGUUGAGGCCAUCGAGACCCACAGCGGCUAUGACUUCCCUCUAAGUCCCACAAAAUAUAUCCCAUUUUAUGGAGGGGCAGAGUACCAUGAUUAUCAUCAUUACGUAGGAGGCCAGAGCCAGAGUAACUUUGCUUCUGUCUUUACCUACUGUGACUACAUAUAUGGGACUGACAAGGGUUACAGGUAUCGCAAGGCCCACCUUGCAAAGUUGAAGGAGCAAUGGGCAACGGGUGGCCAAAAUGGAGAAGCCAAUGGUUGGAAUCAAAAUAAGAAGUCUGAGUAGGAUUAGAUCUUCAAGCCCUGUGCUUCAAAAAUUUGUAUGCGUAUUCUGGCUGGUAGGUUUUGGCUACUUGGUACCAAAUCCAGGUCAUCAUCCAUUUUGGGGGCGUAUUAAAUGCAGCGUUUAAGUAGCACUCAUCUGAGUUCAUCUCCUCUCUUUUCUACUGAUGUUGUCUUGUUGGUUGCUCGUCUAUUUACAAAAAGAACAUCCAGUGAUGGCACUUGUUCAACUGAUUUAAGGCAAGAAGAUUUCCCCUGCAUUUGGUACCAAAUUUUUGUUUCACUUUGAUUUUGCUCAUGUUGGUAAGCCAGCUUCCUUCUGCUUUAAUCAGACAGCUAUUGUAAUGAAAUCAUUAAAUAACCUUGGGACAAUCCUUACUUCAAAUGUAUGGAAUUCAUCAUUGGUUAAA